CAUUUUUGUGCUGCAAGAUUUUAGAAAUAUUUUACUAUUAUACGGGCUUAGUGUAAAUUCAGAUAUGAGGCAUAACUUAACCCCCUGAUAACUUUACCGCGGGCCCUGGCAGUUCAGGGUAGUGGGUUGUAUGCAUGAUCUUCUGCCCCGCUUUUCGAGGUAUGUGCGGCCAUACAUACUCACCACAAUUGACAAUUCCUCUAGAAUUGUCUGGACAUUGUACACUCCCUUAUGAAGUGGUACUUCUGUACAAGAUUAUUGCAUACAGACUCUCGAAAUACGUGUGAUCAAUUAGCAUAACAAUAUCAUCAUAUUGCUACCAUUUUGAUAACGAAAAAUACCAGUUACUUUAAAAGGCAAAAAGUUCUGUAAUCUUGCAAGUUCGAAUUUGAAAUAUAAAGUCAAGAUAAGUAAGGUAUUUCCAAGCUAAAUAGGCGUUAUAAAGAACACGUAUGUCUAAGGUCAAUCGAAGCUCAAUAAUUGGGUGAAAAUCUGGUAAAACAAUCGGCAACAAUCCAGCAAUUUACAGUAUUCUGUAAUAUCAAGUAUGUUUGUAUAAUGCACAUCUCUCAGUUGUUAUCCAAUCGGCGUCAACAUCUCUACACACUACACAGCGUGUCUUGAAGGAUUGUGAUUAUUGUGUUUUAAACAAUAAAUGGUAAGCCAACUAAGGAGUAUGACACAUUGGAAGAGCGACGCUUGACCUCGGUCUCAAUAAGGGAAUUCUGUCUACUUUUCCUUGUUUUGUAAUUGUCUUUGUCUCCUGUUUACUACAACUACAAGGCAUAUGAUAUGACCUAAAUUAAUAAAAAUGUCACUUUCGGGUCCGCAUGCCUGAAAAUAUUUAAUAUCAACAAAGAACCGGAAAACUUUAUAGGUUAUUUUCGCUUUCAAUUCUAUCACAGACACAGUGGAAAUAAUUACAACGAGUCUACGCACUGCUAAAGACUUUUUGUCGAAUAACAUUAUUCACCCAGAAAAGCAUAUUCCCAUGAUUAUUUUGCUAAAUGAACGGGCUGAAAUGCGGUACUGUGUCUAUUAUAUGGGAGGCGGAUACAUAGGUGGGGAGAUAUUGAGGUUCCGCUGUAACGGUUCCACCCACGUCGCUAUUCACUUGAACUGCGGAAACCAGUAACAUUUGACGUCCAUAAAGCUUAUUAGCAUGCAUAUCAACACGUUUAAUUAUGUUUUUUGUCUUGAUUAUUGGUGUAAACUCAACUUUUGCGUGGUUUAAACCUUCGGCGACGUAGGCUAGUUCAAUGUAAGACUUUAGCUAAUGUUUGGGUUAAAGAACACAUACAAAUCACCUAACUGUUUCUGAAAAUUAAACUGACAUUAUUAUGCAGAAAUUUGAUUGGCUGAAUGGAAUCACGUGUUGUGAAAAGCAUUAGAACACGGAAGAGCAAAGGAUGCAGCAUCGUAAUGGCGAACCAAGUUCCUAUAAACUCGGGAAAAACAACGGGCUUUUUGGCGAAAUUACAAGACGUUAUCGAGAAAGCUGUAACACAAAAGAUCCAGGUUGAUAGAAAAACUAUCGAUAAAGCAUGGAAGUUGAUGGAGAAGGUGCUAAAAUCGUGUCAGCAUUCGCGGAUGCAUUUAAAGAACAGUCCCCCAUACAUUUUGGAUAUUCUACCAGACACCUACCAUACUCUUCAAAUUAUAAUGGGAAGGUACGAAGAUAAAAUGUAUGUACUCGCAGAAAAUGAAUACUUCAAAAUAUUUCUUGACAAUCUUAUGAGGAAACUGAAACAGGCGAUACGAUUAUUCAAAGACGGCAAGGAGCAAAUGUUUAUAGAGGACUCGCGUUAUCGCAGGAGUCUAACCAAGUUAAGUUUGAUUUUUAAUCAUAUGCUCGCUGAAUUAAAGGGGAUAUUUCCUAAUGGAUGUUACAUUGGCGACACAUUCCGGAUCACUAAAUCCGACGCGGCUGAAUUCUGGAGAAAUUCAUUUGGAACAAGAUCAAUUGUUCCAUGGAAAUUGUUUCGCCAAUAUUUUCAUGCUGUACAAGAAAUCUCAACUGGGUUGGAAGCUAUUGCUCUGAAGUCAACCAUAGACUUAACAUGUGACAGUCAUAUCUCAAUCUUUGAAUUUGAUGUCUUUGUGAGAUUAUUUCAACCUUGGGGCAGAAUUCUGAGAAAUUGGAAUUUAUUGGCAGUCACUCAUCCAGGAUAUUGUGCAUUCUUGACUUAUGAUGAAGUCAAAGCAAGGCUUGAGAAGUUCAUUGAUCUGCCAGGAAGUUACUUAUUUCGAUUGAGUUGCACACGGUUGGGACAGUGGGCAAUUGGCUAUGUCACUCCUGGGAAGAAUAUUCUUCAAACUAUUCCUCAAAACAAGUCCUUGUUCCAAGCGUUAGUUGAAGGCUUCAAUGAAAAAUACUACUUGUACCCGAAUGGUCAUCGAAAAAAUCCUGAUCUUAGUCAGGAUAUUGUUGAAAGGUCAAAUGACCAUAUCCAAGUGACAGAGGAACAGUACGAGUUGUACUGUGAAAUUGGCACAACGUUCGAGCUGUGUAAGAUAUGCGCUGAAAAUGAUAAAGAUAUUCGCAUUGAGCCAUGUGGUCACUUAGUGUGUCUGAGCUGUUUAGAACACUGGCAAGAGAUAGGCGGUGAAGGCUGUCCGUUUUGUCGACAGGAGAUUAAAGAUAUUGAAAGAAUCGUUGUUGAUCCAUUUGUUCCUUUUUCCAAAUCUGAAGAAGAUCUGGCAAAAUCAUCUUCGUUUGAAUGUGAUUCAGAAAAAGAAGAUGUCCUUGAUGACAUAAGUAACUGGAUUCCGCCAUCGGGAAAUGAAAAAAAAGAGCGACUUCGGGUAGAUAUUCCAUCCCAACCUCGUUCAUACAUCACACCAGGUGAAGAGGAUGCUCCACCUCCUCCACUUCCUGCUCGCAAAAACCACGGUCAUCUUUCGGGCCAUCUCCAGUCACCAACCUCACCAGUACUUUUCCCCAGAUCUCCACGGACAUCUCCUCGGCCAUCUCCCAGGAGUUCACCCUUAGCUUCUCCAAACCUUUCUCCUGAAAACUCCCCCCACCCUUCACCUCGUCUCCCUAGACAUCGUCAAGAUCCAAUUGAAAUGUUAGCAGACAAUGAUGCAAUCCCACCUAAGUUACCCGCGAGAUCAAAGCACAAAACACGAAGCCAGGAUUAUUUGGAUGGAAAUUUUGAUGCAUCAUCUCAUCCGAUUGAACCUGAGGAUUCACAUGGCCGAUUUCCUUAUUCUGGUAUUGACCUUACUAGUAAUAGACGGCCAGUCCCAAUGGAAAAAUCAGCGAAAACAAUGACCUAUGCUGAUCUUGCAUUCCCUAAACAAGAUAAAGAUAAGGAGAUCAGUCGUGGGCAUACGCCUAUUGGUCCACGCCUCAGUUUAAAUGAUAAGGAAAUUGACGAGUUCGACACAGGCAGCGCCGUCGCAUUUGACGAAGUAACCAGUAACUUUGCUAACAAUGAAUUUUGUGUGCACGACGAUCCUUUUGAAGGGGCCAACCCAUUCCUUGACGAUAAGUCAAAACAACAAAAAUCUCUUGGUGUGGAUCGGUUGUUUCCUAAUGGGACCAAGGGUAACAGCUUACCUAAAACUGCAAACCUCACCUAUAGUAACUUAGCAGCCCAGACAUCAAAAUCGUUGGAAGACCUCACAGUUGACGGAAGCAAAGAAAAUGGUUAUACUUUAUCCACAGAUGGCAACCCUCCAAUUCUUCCAAGGUGUUUCAGUAAUCCAACAUAUGACAAUAACUUUCAAUUUAUUGGCUCAAAAAGGCCGACAGGGCUGCCGGGCACCUUUCCCCCUCGUCACAGCCCCAAUGGCGGGGAACAGCCAAUAGAGUUUGACGAGGAAGAUUUGCAGAUUUUGAUGAAUCAAGGCUAUACCCGAGAGGAAAUCAAGAAAGCUUUGGUAAUUGCGGAAAAUAAUUUUGCAAUGGCGCGCAAGAUUUUGCGUAGCUACCAUGGUACCAGACCACAUCAGGACGAAUGAAGACUAAAAUUAAUUACCAUAGUAAUAGAAUAAUAAACAUGGUUUGCACUAAUACUAAAGGUUCUAUACAUAUAUUUCGUGCACUUUUAACCUGUUGGAAUUCACCCACAGCUUCUCUAUAGGUCAUCUCUUAAAUGUAAUGUUUCGAUCUCAAAAUUUUAAGCGGAAGAUGAACCAUUUAUGCACCUUCAGAUCCUGCAGUUUGUCUCUUUGAAGCUUACCAGGCUUUAUACCAUGUUUAUUCUCUAUUGACUAUAUAUUAACCCUUGAUUUCCAAAAACAAUUUUACUUUAGUUUAAAUAUGUUGUUAUUUAAAUUUUUUCAUGUAAUGAAAACAAAACAUUUCAGUGAAGCCUGCUGGCAAUCAGACAUUCAUUGUUGAAAUUUCCCCUCACAAUUUAUAUCGCUAUUUAAUAACAUAGAUAAACUAAUUGUAAAAAUGAACCGAAAGUAGAAUUUGAAAGGACAUAUCACUCUUAAAAACCUCGUACAUCUCACCUAAGAAAUCCUUGCGAGUUAAAAAUCGCUGGAAAUCAAAGGUUGCAAAAAUGCGAGAAAGUUGUUUGAAAUCCAUAAAAUCUCCAAAAUAUCUACAAAUCACUGAAGAUCUCAAAAUUUAGGAGAUAAUUGUUGAAAUUUCCAAAACAAUGCACGCUUUUUUAGAGUGAUACACCUUGGAAGCAUGUUAUUGCUGAUUUCUCUUCCAUAAUAUGUAUGGUAUUUUUAAUCUAAUUUGAUCAGUAUAUUUGUGUACAAAUACUUUCGAUUAUAUAGUAGCCAAUAUCAUUGUUGCUUUUGCUUUACAAUAUCCAACAAUGACCGUUCAAAUUGCAUGAUUGGCAUUUGGCAUGUCGACUCUGAGAAUAUUAGUGGUUUGACUCGUAUCACAGUUUGGGUUACUUAAUCUGUUCAUGGCUCGUAACAAGAAUUUCUCGAUCAAUGAUUACACGGAUUAUAUAUAUAUAUAUAACAUUAAAAUCUAUGACCUUGAAGUUGACCGACGGAUGCUCAGGUUUUUAGGGGGCACUUUAUGACAGGAGAACUCAAAUUUAUCAAUUUGU
Molecule: messenger RNA, 5030 nt
Organism: Dendronephthya gigantea
Lineage: Eukaryota; Metazoa; Cnidaria; Anthozoa; Malacalcyonacea; Nephtheidae
Product: E3 ubiquitin-protein ligase CBL-B-B-like
Exons: 5
Coding region: 1363-3969 (868 amino acids)
Biological process (GO): cell surface receptor signaling pathway; negative regulation of epidermal growth factor-activated receptor activity
Cellular component (GO): plasma membrane; membrane raft
Molecular function (GO): phosphotyrosine residue binding; ubiquitin protein ligase activity; calcium ion binding
Source: RefSeq, a predicted model, not a curated record